Molecule: messenger RNA, 711 nt
Organism: Danio rerio (zebrafish)
Lineage: Eukaryota; Metazoa; Chordata; Actinopteri; Cypriniformes; Danionidae
Gene: cldn10a
Product: claudin 10a
Cellular component (GO): plasma membrane; bicellular tight junction; membrane
Molecular function (GO): structural molecule activity
Source: RefSeq, marked provisional
AUGGGUAGUAUGGCAACAGAGAUCGUUGCUUUUCUUCUUACCAUUUCCGGAUGGAUUCUGGUGUCCUCAACACUCCCCACCGACUACUGGAAAGUGUCGUCUGUAGAUGGAACGGUCAUCACAACGGCCACCUUUUGGUCCAAUCUGUGGAAGACAUGUGUCACAGACUCAACCGGAGUCUCCAACUGCAAGGACUUUCCUUCAAUGCUCGCACUGGAUGCUUAUAUCCAAGUGUGUCGUGGCCUGAUGAUCUCAGCUGUAUGUUUGGGCUUUUUUGGAGCCAGCCUGGCACUAGUGGGCAUGAAGUGCACCAGAAUAGGAGGAUCAGAGACCACCAAAGCCCGCAUCACCUGUCUGUGUGGACUACACUUUAUUCUGAGUGGAAUCUGCUCUAUUACUGCCUGUUCCCUCUAUGCACACCGGAUCACAUCAGAGUUUUUUGACCCCUUAUUUGUGAAACAGAAAUUUGAACUUGGCGCGGCUCUGUUCAUCGGCUGGGCAGGAUCUGUGCUGAGUAUUCUAGGAGGAUUAAUCUUUUGUUUUUCCAUGACGGAGGGAUUCAGCAUCAGGGAAUACUCCUACAAUGGUGCCACAUCUGUCAUAUCAACAAGAACCAAGAUCACAAAGACAAACAAAAGCACCAAGUCUCAAAAAGACCCCUCAGAUCAGAUGUUCUCUGGCAGACGGUUUGGCAGGAACGCAUAUGUCUGA